AAAGUACAUAAGCAUCCUAGCCUAACGCUGGAGAUUGACUUCUGCUGUGUGAGAGAUAGCCUUCUUACUCCCUGUGCUCUUUGCCCAAUUCAAGAUUCAGGGUGGCUUUUAUUUCUUUCUUUUGCUGUCUGCUGUGUUAAAAAGGGUUGCUUGCAUGACAGUCCGAAAAGGAGAAAAAAUGGCCAUAAGCAUUCAGGAGCAUAUGGCUAUUGAUGUCUGCCCAGGUCCUAUUAAACCUAUUAAACAAAUCUCUGAUUACUUUCCUCGUUUUCCUCGUGGUCUUCCUGCAGCUGUGAGCCGCAACAACUCUGUGCAUUCCACUGUCAGCCAGCCUUCUGUCACCCAGUCAGAGGCUACAAAGGAUGAGGAAGAUAUGGACAAAUUAUUUGGGGCAUACGGAGCUGCAUCUGCUGCACCUACCAAACAUGAAGAGGAGACCGAGGCUGAAGGCUAUGAAUCUGAUGACUCCACCACCCUGGGUACAUUAGAUUUCAGUUUGCUGUACGACCAAGAAAACAAUGCUCUUCAUUGCUCAAUAAAUAAAGCAAAGGGCCUGAAGCCAAUGGACCACAAUGGGCUUGCUGAUCCAUAUGUCAAAUUACAUUUGCUUCCUGGAGCCAGUAAGGCCAACAAACUAAGGACAAAGACUUUGCGAAAUACUUUGAAUCCCGUCUGGAACGAGACUCUCACUUACUAUGGGAUCACUGAUGAAGACAUGGUACGGAAGACAUUAAGAAUUUCAGUAUGUGAUGAAGAUAAAUUCCGUCAUAAUGAGUUUAUUGGUGAGACCAGAAUUCCACUGAAAAAACUAAAGCCGAAUCAAACGAAGCCUUUCAACAUUUGCCUGGAGAAACAGCUGCCAAUAGAUAAAACAGAGGACAAGUCACUGGAGGAGCGUGGUCGGAUUCUCAUCUCUUUGAAGUACAGCUCACAGAAAACUGGGCUUGUCGUUGGCAUUGCACGAUGUGCACAUUUAGCAGCUAUGGAUGCAAAUGGCUACUCAGAUCCUUUUGUAAAAAUGAACAGAAAUGUUGUAAAAGACCAUGGAGGGCCAAUUAAAACUAAUUUCAAUGCUCAUCAAUUCUUUGUUACCUUUACCUCUUCAUGUUGGCUAUUCUUUCUCUUCCUCAUUUCACUGUCUUGUAGCUCAUAAGUAAAUAUUUUAAUGUAAAGUAGAAGUAUGCAUCCAAAUUGAUUAAAAUACCGAGGCUUCUAUAUGUAUCAUAUAUUUUCAUGUGUAGGCUUUACCUUUUGUGUCUGUUUUAUGCCUUGUAAAUUUGUGGAUAAAAUUUACCAACUGGAA
This is a messenger RNA of Carcharodon carcharias (great white shark), 1303 nucleotides long. Its product is annotated as double C2-like domain-containing protein beta. Bases 155 to 1153 code for a protein of 332 amino acids. The transcript has 7 exons. Lineage: Eukaryota; Metazoa; Chordata; Chondrichthyes; Lamniformes; Lamnidae. The record is from RefSeq and is a predicted model, not a curated record.